GAAAUUAGAAGCAGAAACUCAAGGUUUGGUUCAAAAAAGAUGACACAGAGCCUGUCGGGCUGGACCACUCUUGGCAAAGUUUCAGUGUGACAUCCAUACAAACCAGGACCUUACAUGGAUCUACUGUAAAAGGAAAGGGAGCGUUUUUAUAGGGGAAUUCUUACCGGUUUUUUUUCCCGUUUGAGCCAAUAUUUCUAUUCACCAAGGAUGGAUCAGCCAACGAACACGCAGACACCGCAUCAGCACGAACCCAUCAGCUUCGGGAUUGAUCAGAUUUUAAACUCUUCUGAUCAGGAGACCCCUUCCCAACCCGCCCCCCGAGGAUCAGACGGCAGCACCACGAAUUACUUGGGAAGCCCCGUGAGCAGAACCAGCGCCCCGUACCCUUCCUUGCCCGGCUCCUUCCCUGGCAUCGGGUCCCCAUUCGAAGACUCUGGAUCUUACAGUGUGAAUCUAAGCUUGGCUCCAUCUGGCGUGAUCAGGGUGCCAGCUCACAGACCCAUCCCUGGGGCAGUGCCACCUCCCAUUUCUAGUGCCAUACCAGCCAUGCCAGCUGUACCCAGCCUUGGCAGCCUCAACUUCCCUUGGAUGGAGAGCAGCAGGCGGUUCGUCAAGGACAGAUUCACAGCGGCGGCCGCGCUCACCCCUUUCACAGUGACGCGGAGGAUCGGGCACCCCUACCAGAACCGCACCCCGCCCAAACGCAAGAAGCCGCGCACCUCCUUCUCCCGGGUGCAGAUCUGCGAGCUGGAGAAGCGCUUCCACCGGCAGAAGUACCUCGCCUCGGCCGAAAGGGCGGCGCUCGCCAAGUCGCUCAAGAUGACCGACGCGCAAGUCAAGACCUGGUUCCAGAACCGCAGGACCAAGUGGCGGAGGCAGACGGCGGAGGAGCGGGAGGCCGAGAGGCAACAGGCCAGCCGGCUGAUGCUGCAGCUCCAGCACGACGCCUUCCAGAAGUCCCUGAACGAUUCAAUCCAGCCGGACCCCCUCUGCCUGCACAACUCCUCCCUCUUCGCGCUGCAGAACCUCCAACCCUGGGAAGAGGAGGGCGCCAAGAUCCCGCCAGUGACCUCCUUGGUGUAAGGGAUCCUCGCCGCCUGGGCAGGUGCGGGCCUCCCUCGGGAAGACAGACACAGGCGCCCUCCUCCACCUCUCCCUGCAUGAAUCGAAGGCCUCAGCCGGACGGUGCUCCGACCGAAAACAAGACCGCCACGGACGAGGCCGGGAGUGUGUCUGUGUCUCUCUCUGUGUGUGUGUGCGUAGACGGGGCGGGGAGGGCGGUCCCACCACCGCCCACACCCUGUCGCUGCCUCUACUGGCGACGGACCCAGGCGGAGAGACAUCCGUGGCCCUAGCGGGGCUGCACGGAGCUGAAGUGCGAAGGGUGGCCCCGCCCUAUCCUAAGAGUAAGCCCACUCCAGGACUUCUGGUGCCAGACUCCUUCCAGCCCUGGACUUGGCAGAGAGGGUUCCCUUCCACACACCUCUCGGGGCGGAGGCCGGAGGGGAGAAGGCCGCUGAUCUCGCCUGCCCCAAACGCAAGAUCCCGCUACCUGAAUCCCAGCCCCGAACCCCGCCCCGGCGCCUGGCUGGCAGCCACCCGCGUGGGGAGAGAGUCCUGGCUUCUCCAGAGGAAAGGCGGGGGGUCCCCCUGAGUCACUGUCCCUCCGGCAGGGUUUCUCUUCUGCUCCCCCCGCCCCAAUGUUGGGAAUAAAACCAUGAGAUAAAGGACGUAAUCUUGCUGGGGGGGAAAGCACUGCCGGAUGCCCGGUUGGGGCCGCCAUCCAGUUGCUGAGGCAGGCGGCUGCCGGUUUCCGAAAGGGGCCCGGCAGCGCUGCGGCGGACGAGCUGAAGGCGCGCGGCAGUCAGUGGCCGCUGGUUGCGCCCCGCCUCGCCGCCGUGCCCCUGCUCGCCGCUGCGUGCCUCCCUGCCUGCCUGCACCCGCGUGGCCCAUUAGCGGGAGGAAAUAAUCAGAAAUAAAAGGCAGGCGGCGGAGACGCGCUUUCUUCUUCUUCUUCUUCUUCUUCUUCUUCUUCUUCUUCUUUCUUCUUGUAAGAAAUGUGAAUAUUUCAAUGUAUUUAUGCACCGAGAUGCCGAGCACUGUUAAUAGAGAGCGCGACGAGAGAGAAGCUGGCUUAUUUAUUUGGGAAAGCUGGACAGAUAUUCUAGGCUGGCUCUGGAAGGCGAGAGGGGCCCGCGUGUUGCCCUCCUCCAGCUCCUGCUUUGGAUGCUCUACCGCUCCCCCCCCCCUUAAAAUCACUUAGCGGAGGAAAAUGCAUUUAUUCUCUUAAGAAACCCUGUUAACGCUGAAAAGCAGGCCUCCCCGGUUUGUACCCCAAGCGAACUUAACGCUGCCACCCGUAAUUUAUUCGCCACGGUAAUAAAAGGCUCCCCUUUCAGGCAACUCAUCCUUCAUUUUUUUAUUUUUUAUUUUGGUCCCCACCUCCCCUUCUGGCAGAAAAUGAACAUAAACGUGGAGCGGGGGUGGAGGACGAGAGAGGGAGAAAAAGAGAAAAACAAAAUACAGAAAAAAGAACAAAGCCGCCGCCCCCGCGCCGAUCCCUUUGCCCGCAACUGACGUGUAGAGAAAGCGCCUUAUGUUUCAUAAUAAUAAAUAAUAAAUAAAUAAAUAAAUAAUAAUUAAUAAUUAAAAAAAUACUAAGGAAGAGUUGAGGUUGAUCCAAACCGUGUAUAAUACUUUGUACUUGCUGAAAUGUGUAAAUAAAUGUUUUCUUUAAAAAUG
Molecule: messenger RNA, 2742 nt
Organism: Hemicordylus capensis (graceful crag lizard)
Lineage: Eukaryota; Metazoa; Chordata; Lepidosauria; Squamata; Cordylidae
Gene: TLX3
Product: T cell leukemia homeobox 3
Exons: 3
Coding region: 208-1083 (291 amino acids)
Biological process (GO): animal organ development; regulation of transcription by RNA polymerase II
Cellular component (GO): nucleus
Molecular function (GO): RNA polymerase II cis-regulatory region sequence-specific DNA binding; DNA-binding transcription factor activity, RNA polymerase II-specific
Source: RefSeq, a predicted model, not a curated record